Messenger RNA from Didymodactylos carnosus, 3454 nucleotides. The record is from the annotation of a GenBank genome assembly. Lineage: Eukaryota; Metazoa; Rotifera; Eurotatoria; Philodinida; Philodinidae.
CGUAGUUCAUAUUUUCGUGCAUUAAUAUUAAAUGAUAUGCGUGAAAAAGAAUUGCUCAAACAGGGUCCAUUAUCAAUUGCAGACGUUAAGUACGAUGCAUUCGUUGAAAUAUUAUAUUUUUUAUAUAGAGAACCAUUCCAUACAAAUUUAUCCUUCGAUCUAUAUAUAGAUUGUAUGAUCUGAUCGCAUCAAUUUGACUGGUGCAAAAAAUGCAUCAUUAAACGUGCAUCAUUUUUUGCAUGGACAAUGUUUCGUUGCAUAUUGUGAUUUACAAUCACACGUCGCACCACUCAUUGAGGAUCGAACAGACAAUCAAUGAACAUAGUCUUGUCUAUGCACUAUUGCAAAGCCAGUUGAGAAAAAUUCCAGAAGAAAGGAAAUAGUUGCAAAUAUGCAUUAUUUCCUCAGUUAUUACUGAUCCUGAUUCUUUUACAACUUUUAAGGUUACAUCAUGACUCAUGGUCCUACUGACAUUAAUCGAUUUUAAACAUUUUUCUACUACGUACGGACAAUACGUAUAGCCGAUGAUGGCUGCAGUUCUAAUCGAAAGUUUCUUGUUUUAAGCCACUCUCACUCCUCACGACAGAAAAGACGUGCUAACCACCGUCCAUCGACUUUAGGAAACACACGGAAAUUUUUAGCACUUGUGGUACAAAGAAAAACAGUUUACUCCCUAGGUCGAGAAGGUAUAAAAGAAGUCUGGACUGCAACGAAUAGAAAACUCUCACAUCCUGUCGGACGUUCUUUAUGUUUUACCCUAAACUACUAGUUUACCAUUUGCAUCUUGGAAACCAAGUUUAGCUGGUUUUGAAUAACUAAGACUGGUUGUUAUACUAACACCUAGAUUAAUAUCCAGACUAAACGUUAUUGAUAAAGCUGCACUAAUUUGUAUAUUAACUGGAAUAAUUACAAUUACAAAUGAGAAGGUUCCCAGUGUUUGUGAGAGACUUGUGGGGCCAUUUUACAUGUUGUACAAUACAUUUUGUUAAACUGGCUGUAACUGCCUUGUAUUUACUAUUGGUUACCAAAAACAGUUUGAAGUCAUUUACACCAUAAGAAAGACCCCCUUUUAAAAGACAUGAUUUUGUUAAGUUCUAUGAGAUGAUUUAUUACUAUGUGACAAUUAUCAAACUUGUUAAUCAUAUCCUGCUCAUAAUACAAGAUCUAUUAUUAGGUGAAGGACUGGAGAUUAAGUUCCGUAGUUUUGCUGAAACACGAUUUACCGAUUAAGCAUCUUACAAUAAAUCGUGCUUGAGCAUGGAAAUAACUAAUUGUGAGUUAAAAAUUCUGAUUUUAACUUACUUCCAAAUGUGCCUUCUUUCUAAAAAGUCUUUGUUGUACAGACCAAGUGCUUUUAAGCCUAGAUCUACCACUGCUGUCACAACUUGUUUCACAACAGCUACGACCUUUGUGACAAGUGACUUAAAAGCUUUUUUUCAAUAGAGGAGAAGAUACUUCCUUGCUUUUGGAUUAGUGUUGCCGGUAUUGUAGUCGAUAGUGACGAUGGUGCAGUAUUGACAUUUUCCGGAUAAGAGUCUAAUAAGCGAGCUGCAUUUUAAUGAAAUUUAACAUUGACAUUUUUAAACAAAUGUACUAAAGAUAAAUGAUGUGUGUAUAUUUCAAUUUUUCUUUGUUUUAAAUUAAUUUCAUAAUCUGUAACUAAGCGAUAAAAACAUUUGUUUGUCAUCACAACGACCAACUAAUUUUGUUUAUUAGACAAUUAAAGAUCUUUCAAAAUUUUGCAAAUCUUGUAUCUGUGAAAAUUGAAGAGAUAAACUUUGCAAUAUUUUAUCAACACAUUUAACAAAUGUAAUUUUUUCAUCCAAAUUUAUAUUUAAGCAGUUAUGAUGAUGUUCAACAUCAUAUUCCAUGACUGCAUAUGGUGUCAGACCGUUAUCCAUUUUAUGAUCUAUUCCUAUCCACUCAACAGCAUGUUUAACGCGGUUACUUUUCGCAAAAUCCGUGAAGCAAAACAAACAACAAUACGUCUUAUCAGUGAUUCAUAGCAACCUAGAAGUUAGUCUCGCUCUAGAUAUUUUGUUUUACUUUGUAUACCUUUCUUUAUGUUUUAGCAUUUACGUUUUAGUAUUAUCAACUUUCGUCAGUUUAAUCAGACUGUUCUUUUAGUUAAAAACAUAAGAAUCAUUGGUUUUUUCUGUUUUUUUUGCUAUGCUAUAUAUUGAUACGCUCGUAAGCACUUGCAUUUUUAUUAACCAUCGUUGAGUUAACAGUCGAUUUCGUGCUAGCUUCAUCUAUCAUUGUAUCACAAACAAGCAACCAAGUAAUAAACAUCAGUUAAGAGCAACGUUUUUAAAAGAAAUUAGAAACUAAUAGAGCUAAGUAGUUUAUCUCUCUCCUUUCUUUUCUGUACUCCCUUUCUCACAUCUAUGAAGAAUUUUGUUUUCUGUACAAGUUAUACAAAAGUUUCGUUGCAAAUUUUAUGUUACAUUCGAAAAGAUACUGUAUGGUCCCUAAAUUAUUUAGUUUUAUGAGAAGAAACUUAGUUGGUAAUAUAAUUUUGAGGAUACCUGUCAUGCUAACAAGCUUUAUAAUAUGUUCUCUUUUACAAAAAUAAUCGUUUUGAAUUUAUCUUUCAGAAAAAACCAAACAUGUUAGUUUUUCGAUCGUACUUAUUCCUGCUGUGUUUUAUAAUAACAAUAACUACAAUACUAAUAGUGAAAACAGUACAUGCUGAGUAAGCUAGUUUUCUAGUUUUAUGUCUGUUGAACAAAGGCGAAUUAUUCUUUAUUUGUUUUAUAGAGAUACAUCGGAGGAUGUAGGGUUAACGCCAGCAGAUGAGGAGAUGCUAGAUCGAGAAUUAAAACCAUUUAACAUUUACGCGAAAUAUGACGGCACGUAUGAUACUGAUGUUGAAGAUGACGAUGAUGAAGAUGACGAAGAAGAAGAGCAAUCGAACACACGAGAAAGAAGAGACCUUACAUAUGAGAAUUUUACAUGCCCGUGGACUCAACUUGGUAAAAACUGUACACCAGGUUUGAAGGCAUGGACAAAAGAACGAUGUGGGGUGCUUAUAGAUACAUCAUCAACGGGUAUCUUUAGUAAAUGUCUUAAAGCUAUACCAGACAAAACAGUUGGCCCAAAACUGCAUAAAAGUUGUCUGAUUUUAACAUGUCGAUGUCAAAAAACACACAGUGUAAGAGGUUUAUGCUACAUGUUAUCAUAUAUGGAACAAAGUUGUAAUAUAUUUAAUGCCUCUAGUCCUCGUUGGUGGAUAAAACCUGGUUGCAAUAAAGCCGCGGGCACUCCAAGACCACCAAUACAGCCACAAAACGCGACUACAGUACGACCAACGACUACAGCUCCAAUAAAACCAUUACCGAAGGGCAAAGAUGCUUGUAUAUUGAGUUAUUAUAUAGCAAACGCUACAUAUGCAGUUCCGGGUGUAGUAGAUCCGCAGAGUAACGAUGUACUCAAAAACCUGGUAGCCAAAUAG